Oreochromis aureus is the source of this 2620-nucleotide messenger RNA. It is a transcript of the gene r3hdm4, whose product is annotated as R3H domain containing 4. NCBI's taxonomy places the organism in Eukaryota, Metazoa, Chordata, Actinopteri, Cichliformes, Cichlidae. Gene Ontology annotation, molecular function: nucleic acid binding. The transcript is spliced from 8 exons. Bases 158 to 928 code for a protein of 256 amino acids. The record is from RefSeq and is a predicted model, not a curated record.
GACAACAGCCUACUGUCAAGCUAGCAGUCAGCAGCUAGCUGCUCACCUGAUAAGCUGUCCGGUUUUUUUUCUUGUGUCAACUGUAUUUAUUUAUUUUGUUCUCGAUCUGUAAAGAUACCGACAGUGGGAUCUUUCCGCUUAUUUUUGCUGGAAUAAGAUGGUCGUUUUGACAAAUGGCAAUGAAGAACAGGAUUAUAUCCUGGUAGAGGAGCGUAAAUGCACCUCACUGCCUAGCUCUCCUGCCAAGCGAGUGUCACCCACCAAAAAGAAACAGUUCUAUAUCAACCAAGCCAUCCGCAACUCUGACCUCACACCAAGGGCCAAAGGCAAGAAGAGCCUCCGCCGACAGGAGAACACACGCUACCUUGCUAAUCUCCUUGAGAAAGAUGAGUGCUCCAAAGAUGAUCUGGAGGUUUGCAGCAACCCAGCCAUCCCAUCCAUCUUCUAUGAAGUCUGCACCAAUGGAAACUAUGUAGAGCCGUGGAACGACUUCAUGAAUUGCUCUGGUGAGGAGCAGGAGAGGCUGCUCUCUCUGUUGGAGCUGGAGGAGGCCAAGAAGAAAAACACCAACCAGCUCCUCAAAGACCAGAGGAAUGUAAAUCCUGCCUUCACUGCUCAGGACUGCUUCCAGAGAAUCGAUCGCAGGUUGCGAGUGACUCUGAGGCGGAAACAAAUCCCCAUGGGAACGCUGGAAGUUCUGGAGGAAAACCUUCUGAGCUUCUUCAACGCUCAACCUCACUCAGUUUACACAACCAACCUCAGCAGCAGCUUUGAGAGGCUGCUGCUUCACGCCAUCUGCCAGUAUAUGGACCUCGUCUCUGCAAGCAGCGACUACAAUGGCUUACGUCAGACUGAAGUGGUGAACAAACAAGAAGAGUUCCUGCCUCCUGGACUCCUGCUGUCUGCCUACCUGGAGCAGAUGAGUUGAGGACAGGACCACGCCCGUUUUGUUUCUUCCUGCUGCAGACAGGAGCUCUGAAAUGUAGAUAUGAUGUGCAGUCUUCACACAUUGUUUGUAAUAACCACCCAGCUCAAAUGUCUGCUUCUCUUUCUCUCUGUCAAUUUUCCAUUAACUAGAUCCAAAAACGCAACAGAAUCGAUCACUGGAGCGUUAGCUAGGUUAGUUCGUGCUUAAAGUUGAAUUUUAAACUGUAGGUUGGGUAAUAUGUAGUGAGUAUACAGUUCAGCAAAGCAGGGUCUGGACACAAAGUCCCAUCUGAGGCUUACAAACUGAUACCUGUUUGAGGUUGGUAACUUGCCCUCUCCUGUCACACCGUUACAUUUUCUACCCCACGGUGUGUGUACAAGCAGCACAGGAAAUCCAGCUGCUGAAUUUUACUAACAGUGGACUUAACACUUGACAAAACAGGCACAGUUAAUUACAGCAGUAAGUCCUGAAAGUAAUAGAAAGCACAUUGUGUAAGGUCUGUGAGGAGUCUGCAGCGCUGUGUGUGUGAAGGUUUUAGGACCGUUCUUAAAUGAAAUGCAUCACCGCCUGAAACAGUAGCCUGCAUGAAGCGUAAAUUUUAAUCUCUUUAUUACUCACAAGAAAGUACAUCUCUCUCAUUGCUACUUGCAAAUUAUAGUUACUCUCUUUCUAUUGUGUGUAUUAUUUAGAGGCAGAUUGAGGCUUUGAGGUGGGUUUGAGAAACCCUUACAGUUCAGUCAGAGGCAUCUUUUGUGACAGCUGAGUAGCGGCUUUAUGAGUUCUGCUUCCAGUGCAUGUGUGUGCCAUGUGGGCAUUAGGUUCAGUUUUCUGAAUGUGCAGCAGAUCGAGCAUAGAUGCUGACAGACUGCUGCAGUCACUGCACACUGUCAGUGUUAUGUCAGUAAUAGCCAGUAUUUAGGAUAAGAAACUAUAUUAUUCUAUGUUUUGGUGCAUCAACGUACAGAGUGCUCUCUCGGUUUACAUGAACACACAGCUUUUAACUGCUAACACGGAUUCAAUGUAUACUGUACCUACAGUAAAUGGGGGAUAAAACCUGCUGAGCUUUGACUCUCAGGUAUGUUAAAUCUCAGUAUUUGCAUCCCUGGAAAAUACUUCUGCCUUAUGAACACAGUUUCUAUGUUUUCUCUGUACAAUUUUCUACUUUGUACUGUACUUGGGUUUUGGAAACAUGUAUCCAGGUUAUUUAAGGAAAAAGAGACUUUAUUUCUGUUUUCUUUUUAUAAUGACGGCAGCAGAGUAACAAAACUUGACCUGUUGGUGCAUUUUGUCAACAACCAAAGUGUGCGUGUGAAAAUCCAACUUCUCAGGCUUUUGACUUGUCACUCUGAAUGUCAUGUAGUGCUCAUUUCUGUGUACUGUGUAGAGCCCAGCCUGUUUUUGAAUUAUGUUCACCUCGGGGCCCUGUCAAAUUUUCCAUUACAUGUACACAUAAUUGUGCCAAUCAUGUUACAUUUAAUUGACUUGUGCCAACAUUUGAAUUGAAAAUGCCCCAAAAGUUUGAAAGCUUUAUACAAUAAACUGAAAAAUCUUUGUGUAUGUGUGCAUACUUAUAAGUAUCACUGCAACUAUUAAAUGAUUUAAGUUUUUUUUCCAUUUUCUCAUUUUAUUAUCGUCAGAAUGCUGAAAACAAAAUCUGUGUGAGUGCUUUAAAUAAAUGGAAGUUAAAGUGUU